This is a messenger RNA of Peromyscus leucopus (white-footed mouse), 1585 nucleotides long. It is a transcript of the gene Nob1, whose product is annotated as NIN1 (RPN12) binding protein 1 homolog. Gene Ontology annotation, molecular function: RNA endonuclease activity. Gene Ontology annotation, cellular component: preribosome, small subunit precursor. The record is from RefSeq and is a predicted model, not a curated record. NCBI's taxonomy places the organism in Eukaryota, Metazoa, Chordata, Mammalia, Rodentia, Cricetidae. Gene Ontology annotation, biological process: maturation of SSU-rRNA; ribosomal small subunit biogenesis.
ACGCAGAGCUCUGCGCGCACGCGCGGUCUGUCCACGUCCGCCAACAUGGCGCCCGUGGUGGAGCACGUUGUGGCUGACGCCGGCGCUUUCCUGAGGGACGCGCCACUGCAGGACAUCGGAAAAAACAUCUACACUCUGCGGGAGGUGGUCCGAGAGAUCCGGGACAGGGCCACGCGCAGGCGGCUGGCCGUGCUGCCCUACGAGCUGCGGUUCAAGGAGCCCUUCCCGGAGUACGUGCGCCUGGUGACUGAGUUUUCCAAGAAAACUGGAGACUAUCCCAGCCUCUCUGCCACAGAUAUCCAAGUGCUGGCUCUGACUUACCAAUUAGAAGCAGAAUUUGUUGGGGUGUCUCAUCUAAAACAAGAACCAGAAAAGGUUAAAGUGAGCUCUUCGAUUCAGCACCCUGAAACUCCUCUUCACAUUUCUGGUUUCCAUCUGCCUUCCAAGCCUAAACCCUCACAUGAAGCAGUGGAUCGUGGCCACCCAGCUGAUGGGCCUGAGAACCUGGAAUUCAGCUCCUUCAUGUUCUGGAGAAACCCUCUGCCUAACAUUGAUCAUGAACUGCAGGAGCUGCUGAUUGACAGAAGGGAAGAGGAGGAAGAGGAGGAGGAAGAGGAAUUUGAAGACAGUGAUGACGAUGGGGGUGGGUGGAUAACCCCCAGCAACAUCAAGCAGGUCCAGCAGGAGUUGGAGCAGUGUGACAUCCCUAAGGAUGUACGGGUUGGCUGUGUGACCACAGACUUCGCCAUGCAGAACGUUCUGCUUCAGAUGGGGCUGCACGUGCUGGCAGUGAACGGCAUGCUGAUCCGAGAGGCCCGGAGCUACAUCUUACGCUGUCAUGGCUGCUUCAAGACGACGUCGGACAUGAACCGAGUGUUCUGUGGGCAUUGUGGGAACAAGACCCUGAAGAAGGUGUCCGUGACUGUCAAUGACGAUGGUACCUUACACAUGCAUUUCUCCCAAAACCCCAAGGUGCUGAAUCCUCGAGGCCUCCGGUACUCGCUGCCCAUGCCCAAAGGGGGCAAAUACGCCAUCAACCCCCACCUGACCGAGGACCAGCGCUUCCCCCAGCUGCGACUCUCCCACAAGGCCAGGCAGAAGACCAACGUGUUCGACCCUGGCUACAUAGCUGGCGUGUCUCCCUUUGUGGAGAAUGACAUCUCCAGCCGCUCAGCCACCCUGCAGGUCCGGGACAGCACCUUGGGAGCUGGGCGGAGACGCUUAAAUCCCAAUGCUUCCAGAAAGAAGUUUGUGAAGAAAAGGUGACAUUGCAAGCCACGUAAGCAAAGCAGAUUGCAGCUGGCUGCUGAGGAGGCCUGGAGAAUCGACCCCAGUGUGUGGGCUGCCAACCAUCUACACAGAAGCAGUAGUCCUGGCUUCUCCGGACCACUUCAGACUUUGUGCUGUGUGGGGUGGCAGUGCAACAUGGCUGCCCUGCCUGUGAGCAUCCAGAGCCAAGACUCGGCCCUGGGAAGGGGAGCUUGAAGCAGAAAGAAGGGUGCCCUGGAGCAAACACUGAGCCUUAAGUUCAAAGGCAGAAAUGUCCAAAGGUAACCUUUUUCUAAUAAACCUGACUGCCAGCCCA